Rotaria sp. Silwood1 is the source of this 1194-nucleotide messenger RNA. NCBI's taxonomy places the organism in Eukaryota, Metazoa, Rotifera, Eurotatoria, Philodinida, Philodinidae. The record is from the annotation of a GenBank genome assembly.
AUGAAAACAACAUCUUAUUCGACAGGUAUUGAUACGGUUGAAAUUGGUGGUGACAUGGAAAUAAGUUUAUCAACAACACCCGAUGGCAUUGAACUACAACGAAGUUCAAGCAUUUUUAAAGUUGGUUUAGCUAAGCGUGUCUUGUUGCCGGUAAUGGAAGAAUGGUUCAAUGGGAUUUUAGCUGGUGUGAAAGAUGCUGAUUUAAUUGUUUUUCCAUGUUCAUGUGUAUUGAUUGGAUUAAGUUGUAUUGAGAAAUAUCCGAAUAUAAAAGCAAUCGGAAUCUAUACUUUUCCUUGUAUACGUACAGUGGAAUUUACGCCCCCUGCUCUUAGUGGUAAAAGUGAAAGUAUGUUCAAUUGGAUAAAUUCGUUGAAAUGGAAAUUGCUUGAAUAUGGUGCAUCGAGCAUGUAUAAUGAUAAAAUUAAUCAACUUCGUGCCAACAUUGGCCUAGCACCAAUUAAAUUGAAAUAUGAUCAAAUGAUUCGAUCAAUAUUUCACAAGCCAAUGAUAACUGCAACCAUCUAUUCAAAACACUUACUUCCACGUCCAUUUGACUGGUCAGAAAACGAUCAUAUGGUGGGUCCGAUUCUUGAAGAAGAUAACUAUAGUUUUCAAUCAUCACCUGAUAUUCUGAUGUUUUUGGACAAAUGGAAAGGCGAAAAAAUCAUUUACGUUGGUCUUGGUUCAAUGAUGAAUAUCAUGUUUGGAAUAGAUGAUCAAUUGGAAUUUUUAAAAAACAUUCAACUAGCUAUUCGAAAUAACAAUUGUAAAGCAAUUAUAUCACUAGUAGGCUUACAACAAGCGAACAGUGAUAAGUUAAACAAUGACGAAAAUAUAGUCUAUCUAAAAGAAAUUAUUCCACAUAGUUGGUUGUUUCCGAAUAUGUCAGCAGCAAUUCAUCAUGGAGGUGCUGGAACUACGCAUACAAGUCUACGAUAUGGUUUACCCACACUAGUAUUACCUUUUGGAGCUGACCAACCAUUUAAUGGUGAUCGAAUAUUUGUCAAUAAAUUGGGACCGAGACCUAUUCCUAUACGGCAAACCAAUGUGAAGAACUUGACUAAUGCAAUCAGUGAUUUGUUAAGAAAUUAUUCAAUGUAUCAAAUGAAUGCUAAAACAAUUAGUGAAUCAAUCAGGGAUGAAGAUGGACUUGGUCAUUGUGUUCGGCUUAUUGAAGCUGAACUAGUUGUAUGA